AAAAAGUAUUGCUCACUCAUCAUUGCUUCUGGGGUUCAGGAGAGAGACAGUAAGAAGAACACUUGAAAGGGACAGAAGCUCUAAAGAAGAUGCUGAGUAUUCUUGGGGCUGUGCUUUUAUUCUUUUCGGUUUUCCCAUUCACCACCUCCAGUUUUGUUGUUCAUUACACAAGUUCUGGUGGAAUAUGUCAAAAUGCUUGCGGGUAUCAUGGCUAUGACUAUACCUGGUGUCAGCAAAAGGGGGGCAGUGGAAAAGCAUGGGACUACUGUUCCCUAGAAGAAGGCUUGGGAGCUUCAGGCAAAGCUUGUGCCACAUCCUGUACAUACUGGGGAUCUUCCUACCACAGCUGCUACUUUGAAGAUGGUAAGUGGCACUACUGUGGAUUGAUAGCCCAGCGGGAGUACCUUGCAUAUUCUGAAGACAACUACAUGUGUAUCGAUAACUGCAGACUAGAUGCUACUGUAGGUUAUUUCCAGUGCAACACAGUCCUUGGUUCUCAACGCUGUUCCCCAUUCCAUGAUAUCACUCCCACAGGUUUCCCCUGCCAUUCUAACUACCGGUGUGCCAAAUAUGGGCACAGUGUGUACCGGUGCCAUACAGAGGAUAAUGAAAACAAAUGGGAUCACUGUGGACGGAAGAGCUUGGAUCCGUGUGUGUGGAUUCUCUUUGAGAAUAGCACUUCCCAAGCAGACAUCUGCACACUUCCUUACUCCCAAAAGAAGGACAAGAUCAUUUUCCGCAGAGAGAGCCGAAAUGAAAUAGUUCCCUUUGCCAAGGAGGAUUUCAGAAUGGCAGCACAUUUUAUUGAUGGGAUCUCUUCCACCACAAGCUUCCCUGACACUGUGGAUCUGGCACAUGUUCGUUUCUACAAGCAAGAGAACAUCUUCUGUAAGGGUCUCAAUUAUACUAAUAUGGAAUUGUGGGUGGACAUCUCUAAUCGCGCCUCUGCACCCAUUGCCCAUGUCAUCUUCCCAGACAUCCUGGAUGCUGUUGAAGUCUUGCGUUUAGCAUUUUACACAAGCCUUCAUAGCACUUUCUAUCAACCUGCUUAUACCAUUACUGUGUCCUUUGGUGAACCAAUGUUGUGUUCCCCUGACCUGUGAUUAACCAAGUUCUUUAUGUAUAUCAGGUAUGCAGAAAUGUUUUUACCAUGGUAUACCUGCCGUAUUAACUUGAGGACAUUGUUACCUCCUUCCUCUUAUUGCAGUAUUACAGAUCUUUAUAAAUCUUGCUCUUGGUUGUGGUAGGUCAUAUGAGAUGCCUUCUUGUAAUAAUCCUGUUAUCAGAGAAAUGAGCAACUAUUGCCUGUAACCUUAUUUGUACUCAGAAAGGGGCACACCGUAUACAUAAUACAGUGGUAUUUUUGGUGGGUAGGGUGCUACGCUUUGUAAUCUGAGAUACUUAAAAUAUGGCAUUUAUGAAAUUAAUAAAAUCUACUAAG
Messenger RNA from Gekko japonicus, 1441 nucleotides. RefSeq lists its product as uncharacterized. The transcript is spliced from 2 exons. Lineage: Eukaryota; Metazoa; Chordata; Lepidosauria; Squamata; Gekkonidae. The coding region runs from base 90 to 1103 and encodes 337 amino acids. The record is from RefSeq and is a predicted model, not a curated record.